AUGGCUGCCCCGAAACAUUCGAUUCAGAUACCCCCAGUCCGACCUUUAUAUCGCAUUGCAGCCACGGGCCUUGGAGCAAGCAUGUGGUUCUUCUUGAUGUAUCGCGCGAAGAAAGAUGGCCCCGCGUUGUUAGGUUGGAAGCAUCCUUGGGAUCAUUGA
Mollisia scopiformis is the source of this 159-nucleotide messenger RNA. RefSeq lists its product as uncharacterized. Lineage: Eukaryota; Fungi; Ascomycota; Leotiomycetes; Helotiales; Mollisiaceae. The coding region runs from base 1 to 159 and encodes 52 amino acids. The transcript is spliced from 3 exons. The record is from RefSeq and is a predicted model, not a curated record. Gene Ontology annotation, cellular component: mitochondrial inner membrane.